This is a messenger RNA of Emys orbicularis (European pond turtle), 1416 nucleotides long. Its product is annotated as zinc-binding protein A33-like. Lineage: Eukaryota; Metazoa; Chordata; Testudines; Emydidae. Gene Ontology annotation, cellular component: cytoplasm. The transcript is spliced from 6 exons. Bases 1 to 1416 code for a protein of 471 amino acids. Gene Ontology annotation, biological process: protein ubiquitination. Gene Ontology annotation, molecular function: ubiquitin protein ligase activity; protein binding. The record is from RefSeq and is a predicted model, not a curated record.
AUGGCCAGCGACCCACCGGCCGAGCUCCACUGCCCCAUCUGCCUGGAGCUCUUUGCGGUGCCCGUCAUGCUGGAGUGCGGGCACAACUACUGCCAGGGCUGCAUCACCCACUACUGGGGGGAGCCCCCGGCCCAGCCCGGGGACGCCAUCCCCUGCCGCUGCCCGGAGUGCCGGUGCCCCGCGCCCGGGGGCAAGUACGUGCCCAACCGCGCCCUGGGCCAGCUGGCAGACAGGGCCCGGGAGAGCACCCCUGCGCGGGAGGGGCCUUCGCCCGACGAGGAGCUGCUGGGAGAGCCACUGUUCUGCAUGGACCACGGCAGCCUCACGAGGGCGCUGGACACCGAGCACUGGGGGCAUCAUUGUCUCCCGCUGGCCGAAAGCGUGCAGCAAUAUAAGGAGAUUUUAACCAUGUCCCAGACCUCGCUGGAGGCCAGGAUCCAAGCAGCAAAGUCUCUGCAGGAGCAGAGAGCUCAGAAAGUGCCUGAAAUUGCAGCCCAGCGUCUCCGCCUGGAGCAGCACCUGUCCUCCCAGUUCAUUGAAUUGCACGAGUGGCUGCAGCAGAAGGAGGCGGCGCUGAGGCGGGAGCUGAGGCGGGAAGAGGAGCUUUUGCUGAGUGAGCUGGAGACCGGCCAGCGAAGUGCCCAGGAGCUCGUCCGCACCUCAGGGGAGCAAAUCGCUGCCAUCCAGGCACGGCUGGCGGAAGAGGACGCAGGCACCUUCCUGAAGGACAUCAAAAGCUUCCUGGAAAAGCAUUGCCCCGGGGAGGAAAAAGGGGCGCCGCUGCCUGCACCCCGAGAUUUCAGCCUGGGCCAGUUCAAGGGGCCCAUCCAGUACAUGGUGUGGAGGGAAAUGAAAUCGGCCCUGAGCCUCGCUCUGCCCCUCGUCACCCUGGACCCGGCCACCAACCACCCCAACCUGCUGCUGUCUCCCGACCUGCUCGCCGUCCGGCUGGUGGACGAGCCCCAGGAGGAGGCGCCCGAGGGGCCCGAACGCUUCAGCAAGAGCGUGUGCGUGCUGGGCUCGGCCGGCUUCACCUCGGGCCGCCACUACUGGGAGGUGGAGGUGGGGGACAAAACCAGCUGGGACAUCGGCCUGGCUCGGGCCUCGGUCAACCGUCAGGAGGCCAAGGUGAUGCUCAAGCCGGCCAACGGCUACUGGGCCGUCUGGCUCCGCCACGGGGCUGACUACAAGGCCCUGGACUCCCCCUCCCGGCACCUGGCGCUCCAGGCCAAGCCCCGUCGGGUCGGGGUGUAUCUGGACUACGAGGGGGGGCAGGUGUCGUUCUACAACGCGGCCGCCAUGACCCACCUCUACACCUUCUCCGACGCCUUCGCCGAGCCCCUUUACCCCAUGCUCGGCCCCGGGGUCAACAGGGACGGGCUCAACGCAGAGCCCCUGCGGCUGGUGGAGCUAUAG